AUGGUGGACGAUGGAAGCAACAUUGAGUCUUUGAUGGAAGAUCAACACAACAAAGACUCGACGAUUGAAAAUCAAAGCGACAGAGAGUUGCCGAUGGAAAAUCGGUGGGACGGAGAGUUGCUGAUGGAAAAUCUGAGUGACGAAGAGUCUCUGAGGGAAAAUCAGAGCGACAGAGAGUUACCAAUGGAAAAUGAAAGUAAUUUCACCAAUUACAUUUCUUUCUCAUUAGGGGGUUUUCCUGAUUUCGAAUUCACAACAGGUCCCAAGUGUCUGUCUACACUGCAAAAUGGAAGAGACUAUGAAAGUCAAGAUUAUACGUGGCAUGCUGUUGCUUCGUGGACAUGGGAUGCACAGGAUGAGACUUGUGGAAUUUGUAGGAUGGCCUUUGAUGGCUGUUGUCCUGACUGUAAACUCCCUGGGGAUGAUUGCCCUUUAAUUUGGGGUGCUUGCAACCAUGCAUUUCAUCUUCACUGUAUCUUGAAGUGGGUGAAUUCACAGACUUCUCAGGCACACUGCCCCAUGUGCCGCAGGGAAUGGCAAUUCAAAGGGUGAAAAACUGUUUGGAAGCAUUGCCCCCAUUCAACUAAAAGCACCUCAGAAUUAAACAUUUUUUCCAUCUCUAGUUUGGUCCUGAGUUGUUUCCUUCUUUGCCUAAUGUUGUAUCAAACAUUGUAUUAGUUAGGAUGGCUUUAUGUUGUUUUCUUUCAGAUAUUCUAUAAAGUUGGACAAAUUAUGUGCUUUAAUGGCCAAAAAUCUUGGUUAUGGUGAAUGAUACUAGAAAUGUAAGCAUGUUUUUAGGGCUUAAAA
Molecule: messenger RNA, 807 nt
Organism: Ipomoea nil (Japanese morning glory)
Lineage: Eukaryota; Viridiplantae; Streptophyta; Magnoliopsida; Solanales; Convolvulaceae
Product: RING-box protein 1B-like
Exons: 6
Coding region: 1-552 (183 amino acids)
Biological process (GO): positive regulation of mitotic metaphase/anaphase transition; protein ubiquitination; anaphase-promoting complex-dependent catabolic process
Cellular component (GO): nucleus; anaphase-promoting complex
Molecular function (GO): ubiquitin protein ligase activity; zinc ion binding; cullin family protein binding
Source: RefSeq, a predicted model, not a curated record